UCUCAUGUUUAAUAGAUCUCCUUCAUGGUUCUAAUUUUGCCAUUAGGAACUUAGAUUUCAGGAACUUUCCUUUUAGUAUAGUGUAACCAAUAAAGAUGGAUCUCCUUCAUAGUAAUGGUGUGCUUAUAAUUCAGCAUUUACAGAAGGAUUACAGGUCUUACCAGGACUUUCUAAAUUUCAUGUCACAUGUAGGAGAUCCCCGGAAUAUAUUUUUAAUUUAUUUUCCUCUUUGGUUCCAGCUUAACCAAAUGGUUGGUACUAAAAUGAUAUGGGUGGCAGUCAUUGGAGAUUGGUUCAACCUCAUAUUUAAAUGGAUUUUAUUUGGCCAUCGCCCAUAUUGGUGGGUCCAAGAAACCAUGAUCUAUCCCAAUCAAUCGAGCCCAUGUCUUGAACAAUUUCCUAUAACAUGUGAAACGGGGCCAGGAAGCCCAUCUGGCCAUGCCAUGGGAUCUUCUUGUGUCUGGUAUGUAAUGGUAACAGCAGCACUUAGCUACACAGUAAAAUGGAAAGAUGAAUCUUCAGUUACUCUGCACAGACUUACCUGGUCAUUCCUCUGGAGUGUGUUUUGGAUUAUUCAAAUCAGUGUGUGUGUGUCUAGAGUAUUCAUAGCAACACAUUUCCCACAUCAAGUUAUUCUUGGAGUAAUUGGUGGAAUGCUUGUUGCUGAAGCAUUUGAACAUACUCCUGCAAUCCAUACAGCUAGUUUGAGAACAUACAUCAAGACAAAUGCGUUUCUCUUUAUCUUUGCUCUUGGCUUUUACCUGCUUCUCAAACUUAUUGAUGUUGAUCUUCUGUGGUCUGUUCCCAAGGCAAAGAAAUGGUGUGCCAACCCAGAUUGGAUAAAUAUUGACACAACUCCAUUUGCUGGACUGGUGAGAAAUUUAGGUGCACUCUUUGGUUUAGGUCUUGGGAUUAAUUCGGAAAUGUUCAUCAUGAGCUGUAAAGGUAUAAAUGGAUAUAAAAUGAGUUUCAGGCUACUGUGCAUAGCUGCUUCUUUAGCAGCCUUGCAGCUGUUCGAUUUUAUCAAGUUACCUACACAUACUGAGUAUUUGUUUUAUGUUCUUUCUUUUUGUAAAAGUGCAGCCAUACCUCUUACUGUAGUUGCUUUGAUUCCAUACUGCAUACACCUGUUAAUGAGGCCAACUGAAAAGAAGUUAAAUUAGGUGAACUUUCAGAAUAGUCUGAAAGAAUGUGGGCACAUCUGGAUAUAAGUAGUGGUCUGUGACCCACUGCAAAGAUCAUUAUUUUUGUACUCCAUUCUAAACAGAGGUGGGUGUCACUAUGUGUGUGUUUUUGCUUUUGGUAAAUACCAUGUCAAAAGACAGUACAUCCUGAAAUGACACUGUCAUGUCAGAAUCACUGAUUGACUUGCACUUUGACUUCAUUCCCAGAAGUAUUGCAAAGAUUGACAAUGCAGUAUGACUGUCUAACACCCCUCAGAGUAUGUACAUGUUUUGACGCUUGUUGGGAUUAGUCCCAGCUUGUAGUUUUUUUUAGUUUUUGUACACUUUCACUUAGAUGGUGCUUUAUCUCCCAUAUCAUUCCACUUUCAAUUUUAUAUCUACAUAUAAAUGCUGCCUAUUAGUAUGCUGGAAAAUUAGGUGUGAUAAAAAUCACACUAACUCAACUGCAUGAAUGUAGUGUGAUGAAGCUUUCUCCAUAGUUCGCAAAACUUUAGAUUUAAUUUAGUGUUUUCUAAAUGAUGCAUCUUCUGACUGAGUCAGGAAAAAAGAAUAAAUUAUUUUUUAAAAGAUUAGUGUUAAACAAUGUAAUUUCAGGCCACUAGAUUCUAUUUCUAGGGCUAUCGACAGAGCAGAUAACUUUGUAUUGAUAUGUUGCUUUCUGUAUUUUUCUUUUAAAAUUAGCUAAAUGCAAAAUAUUGACAUGAAGAGGCAAUAAAUUCUAUUUACUAAAACUACUACACAUUUAACUUUAUGGAAACUCUUGAACAUAGCACAUUAAAUCAGUGUUAUUUGGGUAUGCAUCUACACAGAGUAACUACUGUAGAAACUCAUUUAGUGUGAAUUCAUGUCAUCUCAACACACCUCCUAGUGUGUUAUGCUUGUUCCUGACUUUCAAAUGUAAACCAGUCUAAUAAUCUCAAUUUAAAGAGUACCCAACCACAAUCAUGAUUUAGUGGUGGAAUUGGUCAAGAUAAUUCUUUGUUGCCAUAAAUGAAAAAGCAAUUCAAGAGUAAAACAUGCCAUGCUUAUGUUUGGCCAACUUUGUUUGGACAACCACAAAGAUAGCUGUUAUAAUAUAGUAUACGUUUACUAUAAUACUCAUUUGUGAACUGACGGGGCUGAUUAAUCUGGCACUAUAAUUAUGUAAAACCAAUUAUAUCCCUUUGUAUAUAUUUUAAUGCAUUUCUGUCAUUGCACAUUGACUUUCUAAAAUUCAUAUCCCAUAUAAUUUCUGGGUGAGGUACCUUUUUAGAGUACAGCUAAGAUAUAGUAUAUUGGUGCCUCUCAUAGGGUUUUCAGACUCCAUACUAAGACCGAGACGGGGCAAAGGCUGAAGGAGCACUGGGACUGUAAGGCCCCAUCCCUUAGGUACUUUGCCUAGGGCUUAGGCUAGUUUACCCUUAUGGUCCCUUCUAACCCGAUGGUUCUAUGAUUCUACUUACAAGCAUGCUCUUGGGGAAAGGACUAGGCAGGAGAGAGAAAAGAGGGAAACCAUUUCCUGGAGAAGCACUUCUUUGCAGUGGCAGAAGAAACCUCUACUGAGGGAUUCUGGCUGCGAGUCCUCCCAUCCUGACGCUACCCAAGGAGAAGGUAGAACCAGUGACAAUGGUACCAUAGAGACACAAGCAUUGGAACAAUGACAAUGAUGAGAGUUCAACUACUUAUCCUCCUUUCCCCACUUCCUGUGACCAUCAAGAGUUGUGGGGGGUGGAGUGGCAGCGCAGUGCAUUUUGUGUCACUCAUUCCACCUGAUGCCCCAUAACUUCCUGGAAAAUGGAGCCCCUCCCACCUUGCCCAGGGGCCUGGCAAGUUUGUCAGACCCCUUGUUACUAGCUAAUUCAGACACUGUAUCUACUGCUUUUCAGAGACGUGAACAAAUAUCAAGUUCCUACUUGAACUGCUUUAUAUUCUGUCCACAAGUAUAUGAAAACAUCCUAAAGACGAGAAGGAUGUACAAUUUUGACAGAUAUGCAUGAGAGCUUAUUAUGUCUGAACUAAGUGCUUUACUUGGCUAUUUACAAAGCAUUUUCCUCUGCCUUGAUGCAAUGUCAGUAAUUUAGUAAUCAUCUGUGACAUUUCAGUGCAAAGUGAAUGAAUACCAACAAAAUCUAGGCAAAACUUCAUGGACAUCCGUCAAUAGUCAGAAAUAAAAGAAAAGUGCUGGGCACUCAAAUUGCAGUGCCUGAAAGGCUUUACUUUAUAGCCCCAAAUCCUUGAAAUACUGUUUAUAUCACAAUAGGAGACCUUUUGGUUUCAUAUUUCAAUAUUCCACCCAUAUUAACUGUGCUUUCUGUACAAUUAGAACAAUGAGAUAAGGGAAUUCUCAUUUUAUUUUUAGCAAUGUGUAAGUAAUAAAUUAACCUAUUGGGCAGAAAGAGGUUAUUUCGUGAACCUUAUCUUUUUUUGCAUUAGGAAUUUGAUAAAUAUGGAAAUCAUUUUAAUUAUCCUAGGAGCACUUAAUAUUUGGGUCUUUCAUGAAAAGAGUAUCUGUGACACUGAACAGCAACUUGUCUUGGUUCUAGAAAUGGCAAUUUUUACCAGUGAAUGCACAUCUAGUAUUGAGAACAGGCCUCAAUGCAUAGAAAGUCAGGAAUGAAGUACAACAUACAGGACAUAGAAAGUCAGGAAUGAAGUACAACAUACAGGAAUAAUCCACAACAUUACUGUCUUCCAAGUACUGAUACAUGUACUCAGGUACUCUAAUUAGCAAACAUAGCAGAUUCCAAAUACUUACUUGCCUAUUUAUUGGAUUUGUGUUCAGCUUAGGAGAGUACAAGACGGGUUUUAUGCAUGUCCCUACCACCAAUGUCAAUGUGGUAACUACACUGUAGUUACAAUGUGAAUGAAAAAUAACUUUGGUUAUACCUGUUCUGAAUAACAAGGUCUAAUAUGCUUACUUUGGUUUGUAACAGUGCACAUAGUAAUAUAACAAGAAUGGAAAUUUUCUUACCCAAUCAUUUUCAUUCUUCUAGCAGCAUCUUCCACAACCGUCAGACAUAUAUAUGGGUUAUUUCCCUCCUGUCUACAGUUUCUGGAGGCAAUUUAAAGCUAUAGAACAGGGAUUCCCAACCUUUUUCGGUCCCCGUGCCCCCUUGGCUUUUAGUAAACCUUCCCGUACCCCU
Pelodiscus sinensis (Chinese soft-shelled turtle) is the source of this 4306-nucleotide messenger RNA. It is a transcript of the gene G6PC2, whose product is annotated as glucose-6-phosphatase catalytic subunit 2. Gene Ontology annotation, biological process: glucose 6-phosphate metabolic process; gluconeogenesis. The record is from RefSeq and is a predicted model, not a curated record. Gene Ontology annotation, cellular component: membrane. Lineage: Eukaryota; Metazoa; Chordata; Testudines; Trionychidae. Gene Ontology annotation, molecular function: glucose-6-phosphatase activity.